GUCGGGACCACCGGGCGGUGUGGAUGUUAUUUCGCGUAUCUCGCGUGUCAACAUCGCCGUCUUGCUCGCAUCGUACAUAUAUAUACGUGCGUAUGUGACACUUGACGGCCGCUGCUCGCGUAGAGACAUGCUGGAGAGACGCUGAGAGAAAUAUAUAUAUCUAUACACCUGUACAUCCUGUAUACACGCGCGACGCAUUCUCCGCGUACGUGAAUCCAUCGCGCCGAUCAUCGCGAUCGUCGUCGCGGGUGACUUUUAUUGUUACGCGUUCCGCGCGCGCUUCUUCACGCACGGUCGCGAUCGCAUUACCGGACCGUCAUCGUUCGUUCGCCGAGUUCUGCGACCGAUCGACCGGUCACUCGCUUGUCCGCCCGCGCCCGCCUGCCCGUCUGUCCGCUCACCCGUCGCGAGGAAGAGCUGCGGAUUCCAACACGGAGUACGGAAGCGCACCAGCGUGUCUGUCUCUCGCAUGUUCGAAGAUAUCCAGGACUGAGUGCCGUGUAACGUGUUAGAACAUUUUGCAUCGGGAGAACGAUUUCGAUUCAUCGACAGCGCGCGGAGCUGGGCGAGGAGUCACCGCGAUCGUCACGGCCACCACUUCCACCUCCACCGUCGCCGCAGCCGCCGUCGUCGACGUCGCCACCGCGAGGAAAUAUAUAACCAUGAAUAAUUCACUCGGCUAAAGCGGCCAGCUCGGGAGUAUCUCCGACUUCGAGGCAACGAAAGAGACUGAGGAUUACGGCAUCGAGAUGGGAGAGCUUCUAGGAUCCGCGAGUUUCCUUCACCUCGGCGACAUCGUCAGCCUCUACGCCGAGGGAAAUGUGUCCGGAUUCCUCUCCACGUUGGGGCUGGUCGACGACAGAUGUGUCGUAUGUCCUGAAGCUGGAGAUUUGUCAAAUCCACCAAAGAAAUUCAGAGAUUGCCUCUUCAAAAUAUGUCCUAUGAAUCGGUAUUCCGCCCAAAAGCAAUUCUGGAAAGCAGCGAAACAGAGUGCGAGUUCAGGCACAGAUGCUAUCUUGCUCAAAAGACUUCACCAUGCGGCUGAAAUCGAGAAAAAGCAAAAUGAGACUGAGAAUAAGAAGUUAUUGGGCACCGUCGUUUCUUACGGUAAUGUUAUACAGUUGCUGCACCUCAAGUCUAACAAAUACCUGACGGUGAACAAAAGGCUGCCGGCAUUGCUGGAGAAAAAUGCGAUGAGAGUUUACUUAGACGCGAAUGGAAAUGAGGGUUCAUGGCUUUACAUAAUGCCGUUUUACAAACUGCGAAGCGACGGCGACAGCGUUGUCGUUGGUGAUAAAGUUAUUUUGGAGCCGGUGAAUGCGGGUCGUCAGGGUCUUCACGUGGCCGCUAAUUAUGAGCUGAGCGACAAUCCUGGCUGCAAGGAAGUCAACGUUGUGAAUUCUUCCACUUCUUGGAAGAUAACUCUUUUCAUGGAGCACCGGGAAAACCAAGAAGAGAUUCUCAAAGGCGGCGACGUGGUGCGGCUGUUUCAUGCCGAACAAGAAAAAUUUCUGACCAUGGACGAGUACAAGAAAAAGCAACACGUGUUUCUCAGGACAACGGGCAGAACUAGUGCCACCGCGGCUACCAGCAGCAAGGCCUUGUGGGAAGUCGAGGUAGUGCAACACGAUCCGUGCAGAGGCGGUGCCGGCCAUUGGAACUCGAUUUUCCGAUUCAAGCACUUAGCGACUGGUCAAUAUCUCGCUGCUGAAGUUGACACGGAUGAACCACGAGAACUUGUAAAGGGCAAACGCGAUCCCCCUGGACAAGUCUUCAGAUUAGUAUCGGUACCGCACAGUGGUGAAAUUAGCUCAUUAUUCGAAUUAGAUCCCACAACUUUAACACGGGGCGAUAGUUUGGUUCCGCAAUCAUCUUUUGUUAGAUUACAUCAUAUAUGCACAAAUACUUGGGUCCAUUCAACAAGCGUACCAAUCGAUAAAGAUGACGAGAAGCCGGUGAUGUCGAAGGUGGGUUGCGCGACCAGUAAAGAGGAUAAAGAGGCCUUUGCCUUGAGAUCUGUGUCGCCGGUUGAAGUACGCGAUUUAGAUUUUGCAAAUGAUGCCUGUAAAGUAUUAACGGCGAUGAGCAGUAAGCUGGAAAAGGGCACGAUUUCGCACAAUGAGCGAAGAGCUGUUACUAGCUUGCUGCAGGAUAUUGUAUAUUUUAUAGCUGGAUUAGAGAACGAGCAGAAUAAAUCCGAGGCGUUAGAGUUAGUUGUCACGAACGCCGUGAGAGAUCGUCAGAAAUUAUUGCGCGAGCAGUACAUUCUUGGCCAGUUGUUCAAAAUAUUGCAGGCUCCGUUCUUGGAAUCUGCGGAAGGUGAGGGACCAUUUCUUAGAAUAGAGGAGCUUAACGACCCUAGACAUGCACCAUACAAGUACAUGUUUCGUCUGUGUUAUCGAAUACUCAGGCUCUCUCAACAAGAUUAUAGGAAAAAUCAGGAAUAUAUUGCUAAACAUUUUGCGUUUAUGCAAAAACAAAUUGGCUACGACAUUUUAGCGGAAGAUACCAUUACCGCGCUUUUACAUAAUAACAGAAAAUUGUUGGAAAAACAUAUAACAGCUGCUGAAAUAGAAACAUUUGUGGGUCUCGUUAGAAAAAAUAUGCGUAAUUGGCAAUCAAGAUUUUUAGAUUAUUUGUCGGAUCUGUGUAUCUCUAAUAAGAAAGCAAUCGCCGUAACGCAAGAAUUGAUUUGUAAAAGUGUACUUAGUGAAAAGAACAAAGAUAUUCUAAUAGGAACAAAGUGAGUAUAAUAAACAGCGUGAACAGUGUUAAUUUCUCUAAUAUAUUUUAUUUACAUUAGAAUAGUGAAGACCCAGGUAGAAGUCGAAGAUAUCGAUGAAAAGCAAGAAAAUGCUGAACCAAGGAUCACUAUUAUAGAAGAGUUUGAAGUUGUGUUGGAAUGGAAUAAUGGAGUUAAUUCAAUGUCUUUGAAUGAGUUAUCAAGAGGAGCUAAAAUGGGAAACAUUCAAGAUGCGGCAAUAUUAGAUUAUUACAGGCAUCAAUUAAACCUAUUUAGUAACAUGUGUCUGAAUAGACAGUAUUUAGCACUAAAUAACCUGUCAUCACAUUUGGACAUUGAUCUUAUACUUAAGUGUAUGGAAGAUGAAACAGUACCAUAUGAAUUACGCGCAUCAUUUUGCCGACUAAUGCUACAUCUUCACGUAGAUAGAGAUCCGCAAGAACAAGUAACUCCUGUAAAAUAUGCUCGUCUUUGGUCAGAAAUCCCAUCAAAAAUGACCAUAAAUGAUUACGAUACGAAUAAACUGCCGGACCAAAAUAAAGAGGCUGUUCGUACUAAAUUUAGUUCGACAAUCAUGUUUGUUGAAGAUUAUCUUUGUAAUGUCGUUGCCAAAAUGUGGUCUUUCGGGGAUCAAGAACAGAAUAAACUCACAUUCGAGGUUGUUAAAUUAGCACGUGAUUUAAUUUACUUUGGAUUCUACAGUUUUAACGAUCUGUUAAGUUUAACAAAGACGUUGCUUAGUAUUUUGGAUUGUGUGUCAGAAAAUGAUUCCACCGAUGGAAAAAUACCUACGGGUGAUAUUGAUUCUGAAGGAGGUAUCCUCAGAUGCAUCGGCGAUAUGGGUGCUGUGAUGACGAAUUUAACAUUAGGACCAGCCGGUCAAGUUAGUUCCUCUCCAAGACCAAAACCAUUAAUGAAAAAAGAAUAUCCCUUAGUGAUGGACACAAAGCUUAAGAUCAUCGAGAUUCUGCAAUUUAUUCUGGAUGUUCGAUUGGAUUAUAGAAUCUCUUGUCUUUUGAGCAUAUUUAAACGAGAAUUUGAUGAAACUGCAUCGACGGCUGCGGAAAAGACUGGAGAUGUAAAUCUAGGACAAAAGGCUAUUGAUUUAGAAUCAAUUGGCGCACAGGCAGAAGGAAUAUUUGGGAGCAGUGAGGAAUGCGCAGCAUUGGAUUUAGAUGGCCAAGGAGGUAGAACAUUCUUACGCGUUCUAUUACACCUAGCUAUGCACGAUUAUCCCCCACUAGUCUCUGGAGCUUUACAUUUAUUAUUUAGACAUUUUAGCCAAAGGCAAGAAGUUUUACAGGCAUUUAAACAGGUGCAGCUUUUAGUUUCGGAUAGCGACGUAGAAUCAUAUAAACAAAUAAAGGCAGAUUUAGACGUUUUGCGCCAGUCUGUCGAGAAAUCUGAGCUUUGGGUAUAUAAAUCCAAGGCGACAGAGGAACAUGGAAAUAAGAAGAAAAGUAAAGAAGAAGAAGAUGAAACCACAGUUCCUCGCAAAACACCUUUGUUAUCUACAUUAGAUAAACAAGGGUCUGCUAUUGAUUUGGAUAUUGGCCCACCGUUACAUCCUGAUCAAGCAGAAGAAUAUAAAAAGAUUCAGCAAAUAUUAAUGAGAAUGAAUAAACUGUGUAUUCAGAUUCUGCCAGGCGGUCAAGUGAAAGCACGUAAACACGAACAGAGACUUCUGCGCAAUGUUGGAGUACAUACCGUCGUUUUAGAUUUACUGCAAGUUCCAUACGAUGUCAAGGAAGAUGUUAGAAUGAAUGAAUUAAUGCGUUUAGCGCAUGAUUUUCUGCAAAACUUUUGUUUAUCUAAUCAACAAAAUCAGGUUCUUUUACACAAGCAGUUGGAUUUAUUUUUAAAUCCUGGCAUAAGAGAAGCGCAAACAGUAUGUAGCAUUUUUCAAGAUAAUUCUGUUCUUUGCAAUGAAGUCGGUGCGAAAGUCAUACAGCAUUUCGUACAUUGCAUAGAAACGCACGGAAAACAUGUUCAAUAUCUGAAAUUUUUGCAAACUAUAGUGAAAGCUGAGAAUCAAUUUAUUAGAAAAUGUCAAGAGAUGGUGAUGCAAGAGUUGGUUCAAGCGGGAGAAGAUGUUUUAAUAUUUUAUAAUGAUAGAGCUUCGUUUAAUCACUUUGUGGAAAUGAUGCGAUCUGAAAGACAUCGGAUGGAUGAGAGCAGUCCUCUUCAGUAUCAUGUAGAGUUGGUGAAACUUUUAGCUUGUUGUACGAUGGGAAAGAAUGUCAAUACUGAAAUUAAAUGUCAUAGUCUCUUGCCAUUAGAUGAUAUUGUGGCUAUAGUAUCACAUCCGGAUUGUAUACCAGAGGUGAAAGAAGCAUAUAUCAAUUUCCUCAAUCAUUGUUAUAUUGACACAGAAGUUGAAAUGAAAGAAAUUUAUACGUCAAAUCAUAUGUGGUCUUUGUUUGAAAAGUCUUUCAUUGUUGAUAUGGGUUUAAUUGCCACGUCCACUCAUGAUCGACAACAUGCGGAUAUAGCCUUGGAGACUUACGUGACGAGUUGUCUAAUGAACAUCAUAGCCACUUUUUUCAGCAGUCCGUUUUCCGAUCAAAGCACCACUGUACAGACAAGGCAACCUAUAUUUGUCCAGUUGCUUCAUGCAGCUUUUAAUGUAUCACAAUGUGCAUGGCUAAAUGCUGGACAAAGAUUUAACGUCGAGAAUUGUAUAAGAACAUUAUCAGAUGUAGCUAAAGGAAGGGGUAUUGCUAUACCUACUGAUCUGGAAAGUCAAGUUGCUAAUAUGUUCAACAAAGCAGCUAUGCUCAGCAGACAAACUAGCAAAUGGUUGCAGGCUGCUAAACAACCAAAGAUUGAACGUAGCCAGAGUCAGCUUAUGCGUCUCGAUCGAAGUAUUAUAGAGGGUCUACAGGACAUAGUGUGUCUCUUGGAAGAACAAUUGAAACCUUUAGUACAGUCCGAAUUAUCUUUGUUAGUGGAUAUCCUCUAUCGACCUGAAUUGCUAUUUCCUGCAGCAACUGAUGCCAGAAAAAGAUGCGAAAACGGUGGCUUUAUCAAAAGACUAAUCAAGCAUACUGAAAAAUUGUUAGAAGAAAAAGAAGAAAAAUUAUGCGUGAAAGUUUUAAGGACACUCAGGGAAAUGAUGGCUAUCGAUCCUGAAUACGGAGAAAAAGGAGAUGCAUUGAGAAAUAAUCUUUUGGCGCGUUAUUUCGGCAAAAGUUUUAUACAAAAUCCGGAGAAUGUUGAAAUUGGAGUAACCCGUAGCGCAACUAUCACCCAUGGUCCAGGAGCGAAAAUAUUAAGCCGAGCUGGUAGAACGUUGCAUGACGUGCAAACUCACCUCGACCGCGAAGGUGCUUCAGAUUUAGUGGUAGAAUUGGUGAUUAAGAGUGUACAUUCUCCGAGCAUAUUUGUAGAGGCCGUGGAACUAGGUAUUGCACUCUUGGAAGGUGGAAAUCCUAUUAUACAGAAGAGUAUGUUUAAUAAAUUAAUGGGUGGCGAUUUAAGUCAAUCAUUCUUCAAGGUGUUUUAUGAUAAAAUGAAAGAUUCUCAACAAGAGAUUAAAUCUACUGUGACAGUAAAUACAUCCGACAUGGCAGCGAAAGCACAUGAGGAUAAGGAGGGCAAAGAAAUAGACAAGUUGUCGCGGAAACGUGGAUCAGGAAAGCCUAAUGGUAUGGUAAUAACUGACGAGCUACACGAGGAAUUGAAUCAAGUCGCGGUGUCCAAUGCACAGACAUACGCCAAUAUGCGCAAUGGUUUUGCACCUGGCGAAGACAUGACAAAUAAUGUAUUAGAUGACUUAAGUGAAAAGUCAGAUAGAAACAAAAGUGGAAAUGCAUCUGGUUCUGAGAAGGAAGAAGGCCAAUUAAGUCCUAAAGUCUUAGUGAUGCAACCAAUUCUACGUUUCUUACAGUUACUCUGUGAGAAUCAUAACAGAGAAUUACAGAAUUUCCUAAGAAAUCAAAAUAAUAAAACGAAUUUCAACUUGGUAUCCGAAACUCUCAUGUUUUUAGACUGCAUAUGUGGUUCUACUACCGGUGGAUUAGGUCUUCUUGGUCUCUACAUUAACGAAUACAAUGUAGCAUUAAUUAAUCAAACUUUGGAGACGUUAACGGAAUAUUGUCAAGGACCGUGCCAUGAUAAUCAAAACUGUAUUGCCACACACGAAUCUAACGGCUUGGACAUUAUAACAGCAUUGAUAUUAAAUGAUAUCAAUCCUUUAGGAAAGUCUAGAAUGGAUCUGGUACUGGAAUUAAAAAAUAAUGCCAGUAAAUUAUUGUUAGCGAUUAUGGAAAGCAGAGGCGAUAGCGAAAAUGCCGAAAGGAUCAUGUAUAAUAUGAAUCCAAAACAGCUUGUAGAUGUGGCAUGUAAGGCUUUUCAUCAGGAAUCAUUGGACGACUCCAGCGAUAUCGACGAUUCUUCGACGAACGCAGAGGAAGGAGUAUCGCCCAAAGAAGUCGGGCACAAUAUUUAUAUCUUGUGCCAUCAAUUAGCGCAACACAACAAAGAGUUGGCAGUGAUGUUGAAGCCAUCAGAACAGAAUAAUGCUGAUCCAAAAAUUAACAAAGCAUUGGACUAUUACGCAUCUCAUACAGCUCAAAUAGAGAUUGUGAGACACGAUAGAACACUUGAACAAAUUGUUUUCCCGAUCCCGGAAAUUUGUGAACUUAUAACUGAGGACACAAAAAUAAGAGUGUUGAACACUACAGAACGAGAUGACCAAGGAUCGAAAGUUUCUGAUUUCUUUGAAAGAACGGAAGAUAUGUUUAAUGAAAUGAAGUGGCAAAAGAAACUUAGAGGACAACCAAUGUUAUUCUGGAUGAGCAGUUAUAUGUCGCUGUGGAGUAAUAUUUUAUUCAAUUGCGCCGUUCUUAUAAAUCUUAUUGUAGCGUUUUUCUAUCCGUUUGUGGAUUCUGUGCCUAAACUCAGUUAUCAUCUAUCAGCUUUAAUUUGGACGGUUAUGCUUGCGUCUGCUGCUAUCAUUAUCACUUUGCCAAGAGAAUCCGGUAUACGUACCUUUGUUGCGUCAACGAUAUUGAGAUUGAUUUUUUCCGUAGGUCCAGAACCGACGUUGUGGUUACUCGGUUUUGUUACGAUUACAUUAAAAGUUAUACAUCUUAUAAGUAUUAUAGGUAAUCAGGGUACUCUGACUAGAAGUGUAGAACAAAUAAUAACGAAUAUCGAACUUUUGUAUCACAUGUCGUAUUUAAUAUUCUGUGUUCUGGGAAUUUUUAUGCAUCCAUUUUUCUACUCAGUUUUACUUUUUGAUGUAGUUUAUCGUGAGGAGACUUUGCUCAAUGUAAUAAAAUCCGUAACUCGAAAUGGAAGAUCUAUCAUACUUACUGCUGUGUUAGCCUUGAUUUUAGUUUAUAUGUUUUCCAUUAUCGGUUUUAUGUUUUUCAAAGACGACUUCCUCGUUCCUGUGGAUGAUGAGAUUAUAUCUUCCAUUGAGCAAAGAGUUGUGAAUACUUGUAGUGCCGAUGACAAGGAAAAAUGUGAACCUACGGAAACUAUAUCACGUUACGUUAGUGGAGCAAAUGAACAAGAGCAUAAACCUGAAGUAAUUAAUGUUGGCGGAGAGUUAAAAGAACGAUCGUGUGAUUCACUCGUCAUGUGCAUUGUUACUACGUUAAAUCAAGGGUUGAGAAACGGUGGUGGAAUAGGAGACGUUUUACGAGCACCUGCUAGCGUUGAACCUUUAUUUGUUGCAAGAGUCGUGUAUGAUUUACUAUUCUUCUUCAUUGUGAUAAUUAUCGUUCUGAAUCUCAUCUUUGGUGUGAUUAUUGAUACUUUUGCGGAUCUUAGAUCGGAAAAGCAGCAAAAGGAAUUGAUUUUGAAAAAUACUUGCUUUAUUUGCGGUUUGAAUAGAUCAGCUUUUGACAACAAAACAGUUUCCUUUGAAGAACACAUAAAACAUGAGCAUAAUAUGUGGCAUUAUCUUUACUUCAUUGUCUUGGUGAAGGUGAAAGAUCCGACCGAAUUUACAGGUCCCGAAUCGUAUGUUUACGCAAUGGUCAAGGAUCGGAAUUUGGAAUGGUUCCCAAGAUUGCGGGCUAAAUCAUUAGCCGCGGAUGAAGGUGAAGGAGAACAAGUGGAACUAAGAAGUUUGCAGUCGCAAUUAGAAUCCACGCAGCUGUUAGUUAAAUGUCUGUCCCAGCAACUUACGGAGCUUCGUGAUCAAAUGACGGAGCAACGAAAGCAGAAGCAGCGGCUAGGCCUUCUGAAUUCUGCAUCUGCAAUUUUGCAUAAUGUACCCACGUAAAUUUAAGAUAUGUAUUUUAUAAUUUUCUUCUUAUCCUGGACGAAUCUCAGUUUGAUACUCCGAGACAGUGGAUACGUAAAGAUAUUCGUGUGUUCUUACUGGCAUUUAAGAAUACGAAUGUAUAUCGAAUAGGUGAUCCGAGGCAUUUUUACGGUUUUGUUCCUAAUUUUAAUGAAAGUAAAGUACAUUUAGGGCAUUAAGAUUAUCAUUCUUCCUUUACUAUAAAGGCUCUCGACUCAAUUUAUCGAUCAGUCAUCAAGGAAUCCGAAUACCGUAAAUUGCAUUGUUUAUUAAUGUAUGAAUAUUGUUUAUAUAGAAAAAUAAGCGUAUCCAUUGAUAUAUUAGAAUAAGUAAAUUACUUAAAACUUCCAAUUACUAAACUGUUGUAAGGUAAUAUUCUAAUGUCUUUUAGAAUAUUCUUGUUUUUAUAUGUGAUCACUCUAUCUUUUAGUUUUGCCAUUAAUAUUUAUACAUAUCCAAAUGGAUACAUUACAUAUUAUUAUAUCAGCAUUUUAUAACAGUUAUAAAGUUUUAUAUUUUUUUCGCGUUAUCAAAGCCAUGGUUGUGUUAUACGAAUUUUCUUUUCGUAGACAAUAAAGAUUUUUUUUAAUC
Molecule: messenger RNA, 9593 nt
Organism: Pogonomyrmex barbatus (red harvester ant)
Lineage: Eukaryota; Metazoa; Arthropoda; Insecta; Hymenoptera; Formicidae
Product: Inositol 1,4,5,-trisphosphate receptor
Biological process (GO): calcium ion transmembrane transport
Cellular component (GO): membrane; endoplasmic reticulum
Molecular function (GO): inositol 1,4,5-trisphosphate-gated calcium channel activity; inositol 1,4,5 trisphosphate binding
Source: RefSeq, a predicted model, not a curated record